Messenger RNA from Fulvia fulva, 2007 nucleotides. Its product is annotated as putative ATP-citrate synthase subunit 1. The transcript is spliced from 4 exons. Gene Ontology annotation, molecular function: ATP citrate synthase activity. Bases 1 to 2007 code for a protein of 668 amino acids. Gene Ontology annotation, biological process: acetyl-CoA biosynthetic process; tricarboxylic acid cycle; fatty acid biosynthetic process. Lineage: Eukaryota; Fungi; Ascomycota; Dothideomycetes; Mycosphaerellales; Mycosphaerellaceae. Gene Ontology annotation, cellular component: cytosol. The record is from RefSeq and is a predicted model, not a curated record.
AUGGCUCCAGGUGCCGGGCCAAACGGCACUGCCAAUGGCGUCAAUGGCAGCGCUGCCGACAACCUCUCCGCGAACGACAACAUCCAGAGAUUCGCUGCACCAAGCAGGCCUCUCAGCCCACAGCCAUCACACGCCCUGUUCCACCCAAAGACAAGAUGUUUCGUUUACGGUAUGCAGACCAAGGCUGUGCAGGGAAUGCUUGACUUCGAUUUCAUCUGCAAGCGCAAAACGCCCUCCGUCGCAGGUAUCAUCUACACCUUCGGCGGCCAGUUCGUGAGCAAGAUGUACUGGGGUACCUCCGAGACUCUUCUCCCAGUCUACCAAUCAGUAGAUUCCGCCAUGGCCAAGCACAACGACGUUGACGUAGUUGUCAACUUCGCAUCCUCCCGAUCCGUCUACAGCUCCACCAUGGAGCUCAUGGAGUACCCACAGAUCAAGGCUAUUGCCAUCAUCGCAGAGGGUGUCCCAGAGAGGCGCGCACGUGAGAUCCUCCAUGUCGCCAAGAAGAAGGGCGUCACCAUCAUUGGCCCAGCCACGGUUGGUGGCAUCAAGCCAGGUGCUUUCAAGAUUGGUAACACUGGUGGUAUGAUGGACAACAUUGUGGCAUCCAAGCUCUACCGCAAGGGUUCCGUCGGCUACGUCUCCAAGUCUGGAGGUAUGUCCAACGAGCUGAACAACAUCAUUGCUCAGAACACCGAUGGUGUCUACGAGGGUGUUGCCAUCGGCGGUGACAGAUACCCGGGAACCACUUUCAUCGAUCACAUGCUCAGAUACCAAGCCGACCCAGAGUGCAAGAUUCUUGUGCUGCUCGGUGAGGUUGGUGGAGUUGAAGAGUACCGUGUGAUCGAGGCUGUCAAGGCCGGCAUAAUCACCAAGCCAAUCGUUGCAUGGGCCAUCGGAACAGUCGCCAGCAUGCUCAAGACUGAAGUCCAGUUCGGUCACGCUGGUUCGCUCGCCAACUCUCAGCUCGAGACUGCUGCUGUGAAGAACAAGUCUAUGCGCGACGCUGGUUUCUUCGUGCCAGAGACAUUCGAGGAGCUGCCAGGCAUGCUCUCCCAGGUCUACCAGAAGCUUGUCAGUGUGGGUCACAUCAAGCCAGCUGCAGAGCCAGCUGUUCCAAAGAUCCCGAUCGAUUACUCCUGGGCCCAGGAGCUUGGUCUCAUCCGUAAGCCAGCAGCCUUCAUUUCGACCAUCUCCGACGACCGUGGCCAAGAGCUUCUCUACGCCGGUCUGCCCAUCUCAGAUGUCUUCAGAGAGGACAUUGGCAUUGGUGGUGUCAUGUCGCUGCUGUGGUUCCGACGAAGACUGCCCGAGCACGCCAGCAAGUUCCUGGAGAUGGUCCUCAUGCUUACUGCGGACCACGGUCCAGCUGUGUCUGGUGCCAUGAACACCAUCAUUACUACCCGUGCCGGAAAGGACUUGAUCUCUGCGCUGGUCGCUGGUCUCCUCACAAUUGGUUCCCGUUUCGGUGGUGCUCUUGACGGUGCUGCUGAGGAGUUUACUCGCGCUUUCGACAAGGGUCUUUCGCCACGUGAAUUCGUCGACACCAUGAGGAAGGAGAACAAGCUCAUCCCUGGUAUUGGUCACCGUGUCAAGUCGCGAAACAACCCAGAUCUCCGUGUAUCCCUCGUCAAGGAGUACGUCCAGGCGAGGUUCCCAAGCCACAAGCUCCUCGACUACGCGCUCGCCGUCGAAACCGUCACCACCUCCAAGAAGGACAACCUGAUCCUCAACGUCGAUGGUUGCGUUGCCGUCUGCUUCGUCGAUCUCCUCCGCAACUCCGGCGCAUUCUCACCAGAAGAGGCGGAAGACUACCUCAAGAUGGGUGUGCUCAACGGUCUCUUCGUCCUUGGUCGUUCGAUUGGUCUUAUUGCCCAUUUCCUCGACCAGAAGAGACUGCGCACUGGUCUGUACAGACAUCCUUGGGACGAUAUCACCUACCUUCUCCCAGAGUUGGGCAAGGGUGCGCCGGGUAACGAGGGCCGUGUCGAGGUCAGCGUCGGCUAG